AUGUCUACGUUUACCAGAUAUCUAUGGCAUGGUUUGUGUUCAUCCGAUGUUUGGAAACCAAAGACUUUACAGCGGCAAGCAUUGAGUUCUCUCUGGGGAUGUGUAGCUUCACAGGUCUUACAUAUUUCCUGUAUUUUAAAAUGUUUGGGUCUAGAACCAUUAUACGAGUCUCCCAAUUACGAAAUAGCAAUGUUUUUAAAAGCAGGCGCCGUAUUCUUUUCCGGCUAUAUGGUAGCAAGUAUUAAAGCAUUGAAUCUUAUCUUAUACGGAUACACUGAAGCACACUUACUAGCUAUGGCGAAGGAACUAAGGGGCCUUUGGAAUGAUCGCAAUCAGUUCUUCCCUCGAAAAGGAAAGAAUAAGAAAGAUAUAUUUAAAAUCCAAGAGCGAUCCAUCAACAAAUAUAUCACACAACAGCUAAGAGAUAUAGCUCAACUGCAUAUAAAAAAUAAGGAUCUCAUUAACUUAUUGGAAGCUAAUGUAAGAAGCGCUAGAGUAGUAGAUAUAACUUCAAUAACAUUUGCAGUUAUUGCGGAGCUGUUGGCUGGUCUUAAUAAUACUUUUUUACAAGCUAAUUUUACUAUGGUAGCUCUGUUUAUAGAUUGCGUUGUUGGUCAGAAAAUUAUUGAUGCCAAUGAAGUAUUUAUAAAGGCAAUAUAUGGGAGUAAAUGGGAAAACUUUGACACUUCAAACAAGAAGACUGUGCUGUUGAUACUGAUGAAUGCGCAGAGAGUUAUGAGGAUAUCAGCAGGGGGUUUCAUGGAUUUGAGUUUUGUUUCCUUCGCGACUGUCAUUAGAUUUACCUAUUCAACAUAUACAACUCUGAAAUCGGCUAUUAAGUAA
Molecule: messenger RNA, 843 nt
Organism: Aricia agestis (brown argus)
Lineage: Eukaryota; Metazoa; Arthropoda; Insecta; Lepidoptera; Lycaenidae
Exons: 2
Coding region: 1-843 (280 amino acids)
Biological process (GO): sensory perception of smell; detection of chemical stimulus involved in sensory perception of smell
Cellular component (GO): plasma membrane
Molecular function (GO): odorant binding; olfactory receptor activity
Source: RefSeq, a predicted model, not a curated record